CCACCCAGGGAGAGGAAAAGGCAAUGUUGUGGGAGGGGGAGGAGGCGAGGCCACGGGAGCAGGCUGCCUGCAGCCGGGCUGUAGCAGCCACAACAAACAGGAUGCAUAAAGAUUAAGUGUCAAGCGCCAAAAUGAGUGUGACUUCGUGGUUCUUGGUGAGCAGCACUGGCAUUCGCCAUCGGCUCCCUCGGGAGAUGAUAUUUGUUGGCAGAGAUGACUGUGAACUGAUGCUGCAGUCCCGCAGUGUCGAUAAGCAGCAUGCUGUGAUCAACUAUGACAAGGAGAAAGAUGAGCACUGGGUGAAGGAUCUCGGGAGCUUAAAUGGCACAUUCGUCAAUGACAUGAGAAUUCCAGACCAGAAGUACAUCACCCUAAAACUGAAUGAUGUCAUUCGCUUUGGCUAUGAUUCAAACAUGUAUGUCCUGGAACAAAUUCAACACAAAGUCCCAGAAGAAGCGUUAAAGCAUGAGAAGUACACCAGCCAACUUCAGAUGAAUUACAAAGGCACGGCAAUGAAGAGGGCAGAGCAGCCCAUGGAGCACAGUGGCUACACAGAGUCUCCUCAAGCAAAGCUGGAGAAAGGAGAGAGGAAAGCAAUUACAGAAACCAGUACUUACCGCACCCCGCUUUAUGGUCAGCCCUCCUGGUGGGGGGAAGAUGAUGAAAAUAACAAGGAGGACAGAAGGCAAGAGGAACAUUAUUCAGGAAGACCAAAAGAGAUAACCCAACAUGAAGAGGAACUGAAUGGUAAUAUUUCUGCUUAUAGAGAUGCCCAGGAACAGUCUGUGUUUGCCUUCCGUAGAGAGCCGAGUUACUUUGAGAUUCCAACUAAAGAAUUUCAGCAGCCAUCAAAAUCUCAAGAAACACAGGUUCAUGAGAUCCCAACAAAGGAUAUUGAUGCUGUAGUAGCCCCUGUUGUACAGAGUCAUGCCUCUUUCACCAUUGAAUUUGAUGAUGGUACCCCGGGUAAAAUAAAGAUAAAAGACCACGUGACUAAAUUUUCACUCAGACAGAGAAGACUGUAUAGUAAAGAGCCAGCUCAUACAGAAGUGAUGUCAGCAGAGAGCAAAGUGGCUGACUGGCUUGUCCAGAAUGACCCAAGCUUAAUGAGACGGCAGUCUCCAAGUGAUGAUGUGUACAGCACAAAGAGUGACCUGCCGGUUCACGUGCGGACACUUAAAGGUUCCUGGUCGUUGACUGAAUCGUGUUGUGUGCCUUCACACCCGUUUCCUUCUCCAAAAAAAGGCAAUAGGCACGAGGACGGGACGCAGAGCGACUCUGAAGACCCCGUGGUCCCUAAGGCUGAGAAGGAGAUGACGACUGGCAGUGAACGUGCGACAGAGCAAACCAAGCUGCAGCGCCAGAUGAGGCGUGAUCCCCACGAGAUGCUGCACAACAAGCAGGCCUUUGUCAUUGAAUUCUUUGAGGACACGCCGCGGAAGAAGCGGUCGCAGUCCUUCACACACAGUGCUCACUCCUCCCAGAGCGACACUGAUCCAGGGAUGAAGACCAAGGCUGAAAAGCGCAAGAAUGCAUUGCCAGCGGAGAAGUUGGGAAAUACGGUGCCACCAUCCCACCUUGGAGCCCAGACAGGCAAACCCAUUAGCAGCUCCUCUGGGACCCAAAGAGCUGGCUCCUUCAAGAGGGAGAAGACAGAGGAUCGGAUCAGCAAUUCAUCCUCCUCUACUUCCAGAGUCAAAAGUUACGGGAGUGUUGGGAGGAAGUCUAAAAUGGCUCAGGAUUUUAUGGCUGAGUACUUGCGGGAGACUGCUCAGUCUGGGAAGCCAAAUGCUGAGAAACCAGCACCUCUGCCUGUGCCGGUAGCUCCGCGUGUGGUUAUAUCGUCAGAACCAGAGUCUGCCUCUAUUCCACCUCCAGACGUAAAGUCUGCCCAGGGCAGGAGGAAUGAUGAGGAAGACAGUGUAAGUGAGACGGGCACAUACACAAUUGAGACGGAGUCACAGGAUAAAGAGGUGGAGGAAGCACGAAAAAUGAUAGAUCAGGUUUUUGGUGUUCUUGAGUCUCCUGAAUUUUCCAGAAUCUCUUCAGCUUUUAGACCAAUAAUUAAAGGUGAAAAAGAUGACUCCAGUUCUCAUCAGCAUCUAAUCAGUGAAAAUGGUGCUAGUCAGAAGUCACCCUUGCUCCAGGCAUUUGCCUCAAAAGCUGUGAGUGGGUCUCAGGCUGAUGCACAGAUGUCUGCAGCAUCUCAAGGGAGUCAGAAGUGGGUGUCUAGGUGGGCAAGCCUUGCGGACAGUUACUCUGACUCUGGAUCUGUCUCUGGGCAGGGUGAUGGAGGUGCAGAAAAUGGUGUAGCCCCAAAAUCUGGGGAACCAGAAAACACUGUGCCCUUGAGAACAAGACGCCUUCUUCCCCAACUCCCACCAAAUGAUAAAUCUAACAGUCCUACACCCACAGUCCUGGUUUGCCAGGAGUCCUGUUCUGAGGUUACCAAACGAACCAUUGUGAAGGACCACUGCAUGGAAGCCUAUGGCGAUGCCAGCAGCCGUCUCUUCAUCCAAGAAGACUUGGAUCCAGAUAGCCUUAGUGAUGCCAGCAGAUCUGAUGAUGGCUUCAGCACAGAAAAAGGCAAGAAAUAUAAAGAGAACAAUAAAAUGCUAGAGCAGAUGGGAGAAGACACAAGAUCAGAGAGUCAGCAGUCAGGAGUCUCCCGAGUGUCAAAUGUGAGAGCUGUAAGUGAGCCGGUUUCUACUUCAUUCUACAUUGGUGAUGACAGCAACGAAGUGGGGAUUCCCUCCAAGCUCUCUCUGAGCAUGUCCCAUGCUCGAUCAGACAAAGACAGCAAGGAUCAGGAGUUUUCCUUCAAGUCUGCUGGCACACCAGUUCCUGGAAAGUCGUCUGUCAAAGAUGUUAGCGCUUAUGUAAGUGCAUCUGGAAAAGUAGUUAUUUCCCUUCAUCAGAGUCUUCCUCAAGAUCAAGAAAACAUGGCAGGAACGGAAGCAUCAUCUUUUGUUAGACAGGAAAGUUUUACCAAAGAUAAAUCUAGCAGUGGUGCUCCUCAAAAUAAACUCCCACAUAUUUCAAGUCACCCUCUACUUAAAGAUUUAGAGGCUGUUCGGUCAACUCGUAUGGACUUUGGUCAGGAGACUCACCUUCUCCUUAAGGACACUGAAACUGCUUUGGCAGCACUGGAAGCCAAAUUACUUGGUCAAAGCCAACAGUUGGAGCCCUUGGAAACUGCUGGUCAGCUGGAGGACUCUUUGUCUGGGGACUCGGAUGUGGAUACUGCCAGCACAGUCAGCAUGGUGAGUGGCAAAAAUGUCCCAACAACUGCCCCGAAACGCAAAGUGAUUGCGAGCUUGCAGAAGGAAAAAUCUUCCUCCACGCCGUCCAUCCAGGACCAGUGUGGGCAGCCCACAGCUCGGGACAGACUGACAGAGAAGCAGAAGACACAAGCACCAGAGGCAUUAAACCGCAUGGAGGCUGCCAAACGCUUCCAGAUGAAGCGCAGUGCUGGGACUCGAGGGUCUCUUGACUUCACAGAUGAUGAGAGAAGCUCAGGCUUGCCCUACUUGCCCGUUCCUGAUGCAGUUGUGUCUGACCAUGAGCACCCUGUAACCCGUCAGGUUCCCAGAAGAAAACCUUUUACUCAGGCCAUCAAGGAGGACCACAGCAAAACAACCUCCAAUGUGCAGAAAAUCCAGCAAGUCCUCACCCGCUCUAACAGUUUAUCCACCCCGCGACCCACAAGGGCCUCGAAGCUACGUCGUGCCCGACUGGGAGAUGCCUCAGAUAAUGAAUGUGUCGAUACUGAGAAAACAACUUCCAACCCUGAAGCCACUGCUUCUGGCCCCAAGCAGUCCACAGAGACAAAGAAGCUCUCCCGGCUGGACAUCCUCGCAAUGCCAAGGAAAAGGGCAGGUUCAUUUACAGUGCCCAGUGACUCUGAGACGGCACAGGCGAGGACGGGGUUUUCUGGCCGGAGUGUGGAGUCCUAUCGGAAGACGGGUGUUUCAGAUGUUAGAGCUGUGGCGAGGAAAAUGGCAGCCGCUGCCUCUGCAAAGCAGCCUCUCAACAGGGCCCGUUCAAGCAGUGUCAAGUAUUCCUCCUCAUCUGCGUCAAGGCGGAGACCACAGGGUUCAGAUUACACUUCUACUUCGGAGGAGGAAUAUGGCUCAAAUCACAGCUCCCCUAAACACAAACGCUCCCAUACUUCAACAGCCACACAAACACCGAGGAUACGUGGCUCUGGGCUGAGCAAGCAGAAGCACAAUGGCAGAGAAACAGAUGAUGAUGAAGAAUUUGAUGACCAUCCUGACCCCUACAACUUCAUGGCGCAAACAGCAGAGAUAGCAGAAAUAGCCAGGCUCAGCCAAACCUUGGUUAAGGAUGUGGCCAUCCUUGCUCGGGAGAUUCAUGAUGUUGCUGGAGAUGGGGACUCGCAGAGUUCAUCGGGAACAGGACCAAGCACCUCCCUCAGCUCUAUGCCCAACACUCCUGCUUCUACCAUAUCAGCGAGAGAAGAGAUUGCUCGUAGAUCUUUUCGGCUGGCAUAUCCAUCUCAGUUGGUGCAGCACAUUCCAGAAGCAAGUCUGAACUACCAGAAAGUGCCUCCAGGAUCAGUGGAACUGAAGGAUUUUGACCAAAAUAUGAAUGAUAAUAGAGAAGAGGAUCCCUCAAGAAAAACAAGGACAAGAAACCGUGAGGAGGUAAUCUUUGACAAUCUGAUGUUGAACCCAGUGUCCCAGUUAUCACAUACAAUCCGUGAAAAUACAGAAAACCUUGCUGAAAAAAUGAAGAUUCUGUUUCAAAACUCAGAAAGGACCUGGGAGGAGAUGGAGGCCAAAAUUAAUUCAGAAAAUGAAGUGCCAAUUCUGAAAACUUCAAACAAGGAAAUCAGUUCUAUCCUGAAGGAGCUCAGGAGAGUUCAAAAACAGCUUGAAGUCAUAAACGCAAUCAUUGACCCUACUGGAAACUUGGAUGUAGUUGCCAGUAACAAAGCAUCUGCUGCUGCUAAACAAUCUACAGCCACUAAAGUCAGGACUGCUAACAAUUCUGGGUCGACACUGGAGACUUUGUCUGCAGCACAGAUGAGAAACUACACGCAGAAAUCGAACUGUGGGUCUUCUAGCUUACAAGAUUCGAAUUUCAUUCCAGAUGGAGAGAAAUAUGUGAUCUGAUAGAAUAUUUUAUAUUGCUAUCAUAUUGUAUUCUACUGUUGCAUUAGUAUUGUGUAUGAGUGGUUUGUGGACGGUUUGUGUGGAGCAGUUGUUUAGAUUGCUAACACGUUGCACAAAAAAAAUAAUCUAUGCUGUGAGGGUGGAUGGAAGGUCUGUGUAUGCCUUUUAAACAAGACUAGCACUGUGGAGCAGCACAUAUUCAGCAUAGAGGCAAACUGAUUUUUGGAAAAUUACUCGCUACUUCUUCCAGUGUGCCAUAAGAAAACAGGCUUUGCACAUGCUCCAUCCAAUACUGUAGAAGAUAAAGUGUUGUUGCAUUGACCUGUUCAUAAUUUUUCAGUUGUAAUGAGGUGCAAUUUUAAAAACACUCUUUUUGGUACUAUACUUGUUUUGGUUUUAUUUGUUUUUCUUUUUUUUAAGUGUACAAGUGAAGCAUAACAACUCUCUUGGAAUCAAUGUGCAAAUCCAACAGAAUGAUCGUGCAAUAUCAUGGGUUUCUGUUUGAAACUCUUAGUGCAGUUGUGUGAGAAGCCAUAAAAAGGCAACCACAGUGAAGCUGUGCAUCCUUUUCAGUCCAGGACCCAAACCAGAACAGAAUAAACUAUUUUUUUUUUCCUCUAUGGAAAGUGUAAAAGUUAAUACUGAUAGGAAUGUAAAGACUACUAAUACAGUUACUAUUUUUGAUGAUCUUUCAGGCCCAGAGUUUGGGGUAGGUACAAAAAGUCAGAUUUUACAGUUUAGCUUGCCAAAUUUUCAUGACUUUGGUACAAAUGCUGUCUUUAAGCUGCUUUUUGGUUUUGAUUGUUUUGAAACAAAUCAAACCCCCCCCCUUUACAUAUACAACCUUUUACAAUGAGCUACAAAUGCUCUUGGCUGAGCUGAAGACUAAAAUAUUGUGAUUAGCUAAGAAAAACAUCUGUUCCAAUGGCUCAUGCAAUAAACGUAAUUGUGCAGUUGCUGUGAACUAGUGUUCACUGACAGCACUGAAAAAAAUGAUGGCUUAAAAUGUAGCUUCACCUUUUAUGGCUAGUUCUGUUAUGAGUCUUUUUCAAUGCAAAAGUGCUUGAAGACCAUCAUUCUGUGGUAUUCUUCAGAUACUGUUCAACAGUGUCAGGCACUUGGUACAUUUGGCAUUUUUGUCUGCAUUUUGGUUUUGGUCUGUUAAUAUCCUAGAAACACUAAGGGUUAUGAGCAGUUGCACUGAGCAAUUUCUUGUUUAAAACCAGCUAGUUUUUUGUAUUCUUUCUGCUAAACUGCAGGACACUUAAGCAAUUUUUGUGGCUUGAAGAACUAAGUUUUUUUCGUUUUUUUUUUUAGGGGGCCUCUUCCAGAUGUGUUUGCUCCCAGUUUUUUCAGUCUUGUAUCAAUUCCUUUUUCAUUCUUCCUGGUCAAUAAAAAGUAAUUGGGUAAAUGAGUUCUUUUGUAGCUGACGACGAUACCUUUACUGGGAAAGGUGAGCAGAUGAGUUCCACUUUGCCCUCAUACAGUGCAUAGUUUAACUAGUGAAAAUGGUUUCCCAAGCUUGACUGCUUCUUGUGUGCUGACUUCAUAUUUUGGGGGUGGGUAGUGGAUUCUUUAGUUAGCUUCAGUAGUUACCUGAGCUUUUCUGCUAGAAUGUUGUAACAGUGGGAACCUGUUAAAAUUAUUUAAAUAAAUAGGGAUACUCACAAAGUGUUUAAUCUUACUAGCCAAGAUCGUGAUGGCUUUUCUGGUGAUGCCAGUGUGAGUUGUCUAUCAAUUCAGCAGUAACAGGAUCAGUCCCAAAGUGGGAGUAUGCCAACAGGCCAUUAGUUUCUUUGAGUGUGCAAGAUGCUGGCUGAUAAACAAUAGGUGCAGAUAUCCUUCCAAGAUUUCCAGUAGGUUAUAAGACUCAUCAGCUUGUGUGGAGAUGCUCUUCCAUGAAGAAGUCUGCUGGAAUUCAUGUAGAUGAAUGCAGAAUGAAAAAGAAUUUGCCCUUGAUGUUCUUCUGCCUGUAAUAUGCGCACUAUCUGAAUGUGUUCAGUCAUUUAUUCUGAUCUGUCUUUUCUUGAAAUACCUGCGUCCUUGAUGAAUAUCGUAAGUGGUGGUAUUGUUUCUGACAUAUGAGACAGUUUUUCAGGCUCUUCUGGGUUAGGGUUUGAACCAACCAGGUGCUACCUCAACUCACUAGGAGUUGAAGGGCCUUCACCGAUUAGGCAUUGUUGUUAGUGUCAGUUUUGCUGUAGAGACAAGUGAAUUAUGCAGACAUCUGACAUGUAUUAUUAUUCUAUAAUUUAUUCUAUUAUAGCUGUGUUUCUACAUCUUCGUGGUUAUGCUCUAGUGGAUUUUAUUUCUCUAAACAGAGGUCCUAUCAUGUACUUUCACUUGAAAAUCGCUUUCUUCUUCUUUCAUCCAUGAAUACAUCAGGGAUGGAUUUUAUUCCUUGGCUGCUCUGCUCUGAACUCAGGAGAGAGCCCACAGACACCUUGCAUCAAUUAACCGACAAAAUAUGGUACCUCUUCAAGUGACUAAUAAAGAUGCAACAAUUGGUGUCUGUUUAUAAUUUGGAAAUGUGUGUGUGAAGGGGGUGGAGGAUUCACAGCUUGAUUUGUUUUAUUUGUGACUCACCUGAACUAUAAAAUGCUUCUGUGUCUUGACAUGACAUUCCUUGGAUCUCUGCAUUUAAAGCAGUUUUGCGAGUUAAUGAUGAAAUGGAACAUAUUUUUAUUUUCUUCUUGUAUUCACUGCUUCAGAAGUACACCCCAUUUGCACUUGUCUGCUCCAGAUAAGCCAAAGAGCUGGCCACCUAACUAACUCCUUCAUUGAUUGUUCAUUAUUAUAAGCAGUACUGUACACGAUCAUUAAAACAUGCCUCUGGGUGACUCCACUAGAAGUGGUGUAUCUAGGUGGCCCAGGAUCAGUGUGUGAAAUACCUGUUGGCUUCUAUGAGGUACAAAUGGGCCUCGUGUUGAGGUUGGUAGUAGUAACAAUGGUCUGUGGGUCACUUUCAUACCAUAUUGCUUUCAUGUGUUUUGUAUCUGACUAAAAAUAUGUAAUGAAGGAUGGGAUUCUCAAAGUCUUGGGGGAAGCAAAUGCUCAUGUCCAUUUGGGUCGCCAUACUCUUUGGGUGCCUGAUGCCGUGAACACCUUUCAAAAUCCCAGCCUCAGUUCUUCCGUUAUACUUGAAAACCAUGUUCUCAGUCUGACGCUUUCAAAUGUAAAAAACCUGUUACUCUGUUCUGAUAGUGUGAAUGUAAAUUCCUGGGAGAAUGUGUACAAGCUUUGGGAGCAAUGACCUAAAUGUAUCUACAAUAACGUCAUGAUGUGGUCGUGCUCCAGGAGAAAAGGAACACAUGCAUCGUCUUUUGAGUAUUUCAGUAAAGGUACAACUAGUGGAAUGUUUACGUACAGCCUACUGAAACAAGAAGGAGGAGAGAGAAGAAAGAUAAAGUGUAUAGUAUUUAAGUGCAAGAUUCUGCUAGUUUUUUAUUGUUUUGCAGAUGACACUAGCUAUUUUUGAAGUUCUGUAAAUGUUUAUAACUCUUGCAAAGACCAGGCAGAACUACCUGUUCACGUUCAAUGUGCCCUGUGCUGAAUUGUGCCUAUUUCACUCUCUGCUGUUGUUAUGCUGCUGAUUCUGCUGUUCUGAACUGUUCACUGGAUCAUUCCAUUUGCAUGCAACACAAAUGCAAGCUGAGCUGUCUGAGAGUAAAGCUGAAACACGUUUGUAUAACUUGAAUCAAUGACUUUCUGUUUUCCACACCCUCUUGAAAUGCUGUGUAUAUUUUUGAUUUGUUUCUUCUGCCCAAAUUGUUUUCCUCUUUUGUUUUCUUUUGAAUGGUAAUUUAUUUUUGUUCGGAUUAUAGGCAGUAUCUGUACAUUUUGUUUCAAGGUGAUGUUGUGGACAUCUUUAAAAGACAAAUUGUUAUUUUAUAUAAUUUUAUCAUAAAAUUGCUCUAAUAAAUCAUUCUUUUAUCAUGUGACAAUGA
Messenger RNA from Neopsephotus bourkii (Bourke's parrot), 9085 nucleotides. It is a transcript of the gene CEP170B, whose product is annotated as centrosomal protein 170B. The coding region runs from base 132 to 5138 and encodes 1668 amino acids. NCBI's taxonomy places the organism in Eukaryota, Metazoa, Chordata, Aves, Psittaciformes, Psittacidae. The record is from RefSeq and is a predicted model, not a curated record. The transcript is spliced from 21 exons. Gene Ontology annotation, molecular function: protein binding.